AGAAUAUAUCGAUACAUCGAUGCUUCUCUCAUCUAUGAUAUGCGUCACUUUUAGAAACGCCGCGAAGUUAUUAUUUGCACAAGAAUCUCUCCCGCUUACACCGAAUUACACGAAACCUUAAUAUGUCGGCCACCUCUCAAAAGUACAGGAAUUUCGUGGCUGAGCCCAUGGGCGACAAGGCGGUGACUGAGUUGGCUGGAAUCGGCGACACUCUGGGUGGACGGCUCAUAGAAGCAGGGUUCGACAAGGCAUACACUGUUCUGGGCCAGUAUCUGGUCCUUAAGAAGGACGAGGAACUCUUCAAGGACUGGAUGAAGGAGGUCUGUCACGCCAGCUCGAAACAAGCGUCGGACUGCUACAACUGCCUGAACGAUUGGUGCGAGGAGUUCUUGUAAAAUAUCCUAACCCGAAGCUAAUCAAAGCAAUUAAUUAUAAGACUUUCCUUCACGGUUUUUUUAAAUGUUAAGAUGUAAUGUUCAGUUGUCACAGAUCCUGCCUGUGGUACAGUUCCGUUUGGCUACAAAUGUAAUUUAUAUUCCAUCUUUUUUAACCUGUACAAUAAAAAAUAAUAGCAUAUAUCCUGAAUGUA
Messenger RNA from Drosophila ananassae, 589 nucleotides. RefSeq names its product barrier-to-autointegration factor (gene baf). Gene Ontology annotation, molecular function: DNA binding. The transcript is spliced from 2 exons. NCBI's taxonomy places the organism in Eukaryota, Metazoa, Arthropoda, Insecta, Diptera, Drosophilidae. The coding region runs from base 123 to 395 and encodes 90 amino acids. The record is from RefSeq and is a predicted model, not a curated record.